Magallana angulata is the source of this 4518-nucleotide messenger RNA. Its product is annotated as cyclin-G-associated kinase-like. Gene Ontology annotation, biological process: protein phosphorylation; positive regulation of Notch signaling pathway; regulation of clathrin-dependent endocytosis. Gene Ontology annotation, cellular component: cytoplasm. The coding region runs from base 59 to 3982 and encodes 1307 amino acids. The transcript is spliced from 24 exons. Lineage: Eukaryota; Metazoa; Mollusca; Bivalvia; Ostreida; Ostreidae. The record is from RefSeq and is a predicted model, not a curated record. Gene Ontology annotation, molecular function: ATP binding; protein serine/threonine kinase activity; AP-2 adaptor complex binding.
GACGUCAACAUUGUCCAACUACUAUGUCAGAUUAUCAUCAUGGUGUUUGAGUGUUAAAAUGACAGAAUUCUUCAAAUCAGCGUUUAGUGCCCUGACUGGAAAUAUAUCAGGGAUAGAAAAUGAUUUCGUCGGUCAGAUCGUUGAGUUGGGACAGCAGAAACUUCGUGUACGCCGUGUCAUAGCGGAAGGUGGAUUCGCAUUUGUGUAUGUUGCACAAGAUGUUACGACUGGAAAAGAUUAUGCCUUAAAAAGGUUGCUUGCUCAUGAUAAGGAAAAGAAUGAGAUGGUUAUGAAUGAAAUCAAAUAUCUUAAAAAACUAUCAGGUCAUCCCAACAUUGUCAAGUUUAUUGCUGCUGCCUCGGACUCGGACAAAGGACAGUGCGAGUACCUCUUGCUGACUGAGCUUUGUACAGGCCAACUUAUUUCUGUUCUAAAUGGUGCUGGAUCACCUCUACCGUGCAGUGAUGUUAUUCAGAUUUUUUUCCAAGCAUCUCUUGCAAUACAGCACAUGCACAGACAAAAUCCUCCAAUUAUUCACAGAGAUUUAAAGGUUGAGAACCUACUGGUAAGUUCCAAAGGAAUGAUCAAGCUGUGUGACUUUGGCAGUGCCACAACAGAAACACACUUUCCAGAUAGGUCUUGGUCAGCCAUUCAGAGAAGCCUGGUUGAAGAUGAGAUUACCAAAAAUACAACCCCAAUGUAUCGAGCACCUGAAAUGUUAGACCUUUAUCAAAACUCUCCCAUAUGUGAAGCAAGUGAUAUAUGGGCUCUAGGAUGUUUACUUUACAUGCUUUGCUUUGGCAAUCAUCCGUUUGAGGAUUCAGCCAAAUUGAGAAUCAUCAAUGCAAACUAUAGCAUUCCAAGCACUGAUACCCAGUAUAAGGUGUUGCACAAUUUAAUCAAGUCAAUGUUGCAAGUUAAUCCAAAUGAUAGACCAACCAUCAAUGACAUUAUAGACAGGGUUAAGGAAAUAGCAGCUGCCAAAAAUGUAAACCUGAAAGGAACACUUCACAUUGCUGAAAAUAUACCAGCCAACUUAGUAAUUGACAGUGUAGAAACCAAUCGCCAACCAAAUUCGGUCUUUUAUGAUGGAGAAGGAGAAAGAACUGAGAAUUGGGCAUCAUCAUCAGGGCAAGGUCCAAACACAUCCUCAAUAUUCAGCUCCCUGAGGGGUGGAGCAGGAAAUCUAAUGAAAAAUAUCAAAGAUGCUUCAGCAAAAGUCAUGGAAACUGUGUCUGCGACAAUUGGAAAAACUGACUUGGAUAUAAACUACAUUACUUCAAAAAUUGCAGUUAUGUCAUUUCCUGCGGAGGGAGUGGAGUCAGCUUUUAAGAACCACAUAGAUGAAGUUCGAAGUUACUUAGAGAGUCGUCACAAGGAUUGUUAUGCAGUGUACAACAUAUCCCAGAGGUCCUACAGAGCAACAAAGUUUGAGAACCGGGUUUCUGAGUGUGGUUGGCCAGCCAGAAAAGCUCCAAUGCUUUCAAGCCUCUUUGCAAUUUGCCAGAACAUGCAUCUGUGGCUUCGACAGAAUCCCCAAAAUAUCUGUGUGAUUCACUGCAUAGAUGGAAAGGCAUCGUCAGCUACUGUAGUAGGGGCAUUCUUUUCUUUUCUUCACCUGUUUGACUCCCCAGAGCAGAGUAUGCACAUGUUUUCUGUAAAACGAGGACCACCUGGAGUCACUCCUUCCCAAAAACGAUACAUUGGAUAUAUAUCUGAGAUAGUUGCUGAUCCUCCAUAUUCACCCCACAGUGCAGCGGUUCUUCUGAAAUCAAUGACUUUGUCACCUGUUCCCUUGUUUAACAAAAUGAGAAAUGGUUGCAGACCAUUUGUUGAAGUGUAUGUCAAUGAAGAGAGAAUUCUUACCACAUCUCAGGAAUAUGACAAAAUGAGAGGUUAUCAGACGGAGGAUGGAUUAGCUAUACUUCCUGUAAACACUGCAGUGCAAGGGGAUGUCACUGUGUAUGUCUACCAUGCCAGGUCAACAUUUGGGGGAAAGGUGCAAGGAAAGAUAACAUCUAUGAAAAUGUUUCAAGUUCAGUUUCACACUGGGAUGAUUAGACCAGGAACUACAUCACUCAAGUUUACACAGUUUGAUUUAGAUCAGUUAGAUACUGCAGAGAAGUACCCGGAACAAUUCAGUGUGAUGCUAGACAUUUCAGUGUCUAAAAAUGAAAGACCAACCCAGAAGACACCAUCAUGGAAAGCAUAUGAUGCAUCCAAAGUGUCUCCAAAGGUUCUAUUUUCCAACAAAGAAGAAAUGAUGGAAACACUGAAAACUUAUGGUGUUACAAAUCAGCCUGGGAAUGAUAAGUCUUUGCUGUCGAAACAGAGUUUCAGUGAACAAAACAGUCCAGUGCAAAAACCAAAUGUACCCGACAAACACCACAGAUCAAUUACAAAAGAACAAGAAGAAAAUGAUCAACAAAACGAGUGUUUUAAACGUGAAGCAAAGUCGGACACAACUUCUGAUGCAAUGGGUUUUCUAGCAUCUCUUUCUUGGCAGAAUACUCCCAAAGAAGGAAACCAGAUAAAAGAUACUCAGAACUCUUUAUACAGAGAAGAAGGAGAAGGUUUGUUGUCUGACAGUGAUGAAGACGAAUUUGCAGCACUUUCAGUGGAGCGAGGCAAACCAAACUCUGACAAACGUGAAAUUCGUGAAGAAAAAUUGCUGAGUUUUAAUGAUGAUGAAAGUGAAACUAAUGAAAAAGAUUCAUUUGACAUUGACAAAAGUGAAGAUGAAAACUCAAAAGUUUUUGAUCCGUUUGCAGAAUUUGAUUCCCUAAAUUUAAACAGUGAAGUUGGAAGCAAGGAGAAGACAAACAGUACAGAAACAGAAAAGGAAUUCACUUUAGAUGGAUUUACUGAUAACAGCAAAGUUGACUUCCAGGAAAAGGAAGACAUAACAAACCUUGAUUUCAUGUUUGAUUCUUUGCCACCUCAAAAAAACAAACCAGACACUAAAAGUUCGAAAGAAGAAGACAUGUUUGAUCCUCUUAAUGAGAAUUCUAAAUCUACUGGUGAUGUCAAUCUCCUUGGUUCAUGGGAUAUUCACAAUGUGAAAGAUUCUGUACCUACUUGGAGCAUUCCUAGGAAUCUUUCUGCUUCCAACAUACAUCAAAGUAACUCCACUUCUAACAUUCAACAUAUGGCAGGACUAAACAAUACAAGCAUUCCAAGAAAUAAUAGUGGACCAUUUACAGUAAACCCACAACAACCUGCUUAUGGCCAAAGCCGCUCAGGAAACAGUUCCCCUAUCACAACUGGGCACAAUGCUAGAGGAGUAUCCAGUAAUGUAGCUGCUGACCCAUUUGCUGAACUGGGUAAUUUAUCUGGAAGUAAUAUAGGGAAAUCAUUUGGAAGCAAUCCAAACUUGAAUAGAUCCCAACAGUUUCCAAAGAACCAAACCUCUAACAUGAGAGGACCUGCACAACCUCCAAAGGAACAAACAAACAGCAGUGUUCCAAAGCAACAGGCACAGACUAAACCAAAUUAUAAUGUUGGAGGGUUUGCCACUGGAGCAAAGAAUGACCGCAGUGUCAAAAACCCAUAUGGUGUUAAACCUCCGGUCAAUGUGAAUGCAUUCGAAGAUCUUUUGGGUAACCACCAGUUCACAAGCUCGAAACAAAACAAUGCACCUAAAACAAUAGGUGACAUGAAGAAGCUACAAAUGGCAGAAGAAAUGGACCCUGAAAAACUGAAGGUUUUAGAGUGGAUUCAGGGUAAAGAACGCAAUAUAAGAGCUCUCUUGUGUUCAUUGGACAAAGUUUUGUGGGACGGCGAGAAAAGAUGGCAGCAGGUCGGGAUGCAUGAUUUAGUGACUGCAGACCAAGUUAAAAAAGUGUAUCGCAAAGCUGUACUUUCAGUUCAUCCUGAUAAGCUUGGUGGUUCACCCCAUGAAUCAUUAGCAAAAUUAAUAUUCAUGGAGCUGAGUGAUGCUUGGGCACAGUUUGAAGAAGAAGGAAUGAAAUCCCUUUACUGAAUAACUGUCAUUCCACAAAUAGUCUUAAAAAAAAAUAGUGAUCAACUUACAAUUUACAUAUACUUGUUUGACUUAAAUUGUAGACUAUUUGUUGUUUUAUACAUGUAUGUAGAAUAAGUUUCAAUUGUCAAAUUCAUGCGAGAUUUUAUAAAUAUUUUAUGAUGCACAAUGUAUUUAUUGGUAUGUUUUAAUGCAAAAAAGUUGGGUAUAGAAUUGUUAUUGUUUUAUGUAAGCAUCAUUCACUUAAAAACGGCUAAGCUAAAGGCUAAGCUAAAGGUGUGCGGGUUCAACCAUUGGUGAAUUGCAACUUUUUAACAGGAUGUGUUUGAAAGUUUUUCUAUCUGUGAUUUUCUCCAAGUGAAUUUCUGGAAAGUAAAUAACAGAUCUAGAAAUGAAAAGAAAUGUAGUAUUAAAUAAUUGCAUUACUGAGUGAUGUCAUUUUUUACAUAGGUUACAGGUGCACUCUUGAAGAAUGUUUAUGAAACUUAAAUUUAUUGCAACAUUAAUAUGUAUGAAUUAAAAAUGUAUGAAAUAGA